CUGGCAGCCUGUAAACAUUCAUAACCAAUUCACUCCCUUUUCCUUUUCUUUUUUUUUAACACUAUUUUCUCCAUCUUAAACUUUCCUCCAUUUGCCCCCAAACAUUCAAUCAUUCCUUCCUCCCACUACUCCAGUUUUUGUCUCCUCAAGAACCCUAAUUUCUCUCUGUCCCUCUCUCAAUUAUUCUCUCCCAAUAAUCAAUUUCUAAUCUUUUUUACUUUUGUUUCUUUCUAUACCCUGACAACUCACGAUUAGGGUUCCUCUUUUUUGCAAUUUCAUUAGAUCGACUAGCUCUUCACUCGAUCCAAUUUCGUCUUCAAACUCUCAUUUUUCCGUUAGAUUUGCUACUACUUCUGCAUUUGUGAUUUUGGAAAAUUAUGUACUCUAAUUAGGGAUUUGGAUUUGUUUUUAGUGGAGGAGUUUAUUUUGCCGGAUUGUGUUUAUUCCGGCGAUAAUGGCGACUGAUAUACCAAUGAAUCCUCAAAUGGAGCAGAUCCAUGGGGAACUCCGAGACAAUUUUCGAGCUCUUGCGAAUGGUUUCCAGAAGCUGGACAAGAUCAAAGACCCUAAUAGACAAAGCAAGCAACUGGAGGAACUCACAGGCAAGAUGAGGGAAUGUAAAAGAUUGAUCAAGGAGUUUGAUCGGGAGAUUAAAGAUGAGGAGGGGAAAAUUCCACCAGAAGUCGAUAAGCAACUCAAUGAUGAGAAGCAAUCCAUGAUAAAAGAGCUAAAUUCAUAUGUGGGCUUACGAAAGACGUAUAUGAGCACCCUUGGUAACAAGAAGCUUGAAUUAUUUGACAUGGGAGCUGGAACCAGUGAACCAACAGCUGCAGAAAAUAUUCAGAUGGCUUCAUCAAUGACGAAUCAAGAGCUUAUUAAUGCUGGAAAUAAGACCAUGGAUGAGACUGAUCAGGCUAUCGAACGUUCUAAACAGGUAGUUGUACAGACGACCGAAAUUGCAACUGAAACUGCAACUAAAUUAAAGGGCCAAACUGAUCAAAUGGCUCGCAUCGGUAAUGAGCUGGACACAAUUCAAUUUUCACUCAAGAAGGCGUCUCAACUGGUCAAGGAGAUUGGACGACAGGUCGCCACAGACAAGUGUAUCAUGCUUUUUCUCUUUCUUAUCGUUGCAGGUGUCAUAGCCAUUAUUGUUGUGAAGAUUAUUCAUCCAAACAACAAAGAUAUCCGGGACAUUCCUGGAUUGGCACCUCCAGCCCCUGCAUCGAGGAGGCUCUUAUACGCCAAGGAUUUCAAACAUUUUGGAUAGUUGCUGAAUUCUACUCUUUCCACAGUUGCGCUUGGAACGCUGCCCUGGUAGUUGUGCAUAUUGAGUUUUUGUCGUUUGUAAAUCAUGUCGAAGAGGUUAUUGUUUACUUUCCUUUUGGCUUUUGCAUUCUUUACCCAAAAAAAGUUGGCUUUUCCUGAUCUUUGGUAUCACCAUUUAGCCUGUUGUCAAUAUUUCAUUUUGUGUAUACCCAGUGCGAGUAAAUUUGUGAUCAUUUUUUUAUUCACAUUCUUAUUGUGGCA
This is a messenger RNA of Amaranthus tricolor (Joseph's coat), 1527 nucleotides long. Its product is annotated as novel plant SNARE 13. Gene Ontology annotation, cellular component: Golgi apparatus; late endosome membrane; SNARE complex. The transcript has 10 exons. Gene Ontology annotation, molecular function: SNAP receptor activity; SNARE binding. Gene Ontology annotation, biological process: retrograde vesicle-mediated transport, Golgi to endoplasmic reticulum; vesicle fusion. NCBI's taxonomy places the organism in Eukaryota, Viridiplantae, Streptophyta, Magnoliopsida, Caryophyllales, Amaranthaceae. Bases 455 to 1267 code for a protein of 270 amino acids. The record is from RefSeq and is a predicted model, not a curated record.